AUGGACCACGACGACGACAUAGAUCUGGACAAUGCCCCUCUCGUGGGAAAGCAACCCUCUUCCAAUCCUGCAGAAGAUGCUGCGGCUGUUAGAAGACCGAGAAAAUGGGACUUCUUCGUCCUGACCGUUCCUUUUUUUGGUCUGCAGCUGGCUUGGACGAUUCAGCAGGUGUAUGGAAUUCCUUACCUGUCUUCGCUCGGAGUACCCAACACCCAGAUGCCCAUCUUUGUGUUGUCCGGGCCAUUGGCAGGCCUCAUUGGGCCGCCAAUUGUUGCAGCGAUCAGCGAAAAAUGCAAUGGACCUUGGGGCAAAAGAAAACCUUUUAUUUUUCUCGGCGGCGUCGGGACUAUCGUCUCCUUCCUCGUCCUGGCAACGGCUAAGUCGCUCGCAGUGAGGUUGGAUUGCAGCAUCCUCAGCUCUGAAUCUCCCAGCGCGGCAGAAACAGGUUCACACAUUAUUGCCGGCCUGAGCAUUUACGCCUUGAAUUUCUCGAUCCAGCCUCUCGCGCUCGGCCUCCGUUCUUCUGUGGUUGACUGCUUCCAACCGCAGCACCAGCCCUCCGCCAUGUUGUGGGUCAGUCGCUUCUCGGCACUGGGAUCCGUAUUUGUCGCUCUUGUUGGGCUCGUGUAUAGUCCGGCUUUCUGGAAUCUCAGUGUUGUCGUGACUUCCGUCCUGGCGUUGCUACUAUGUGUCGUGGCCUUGACGGACACUGCGAGGCUUUUGCCGCAGCAGUGUUUGGGGCGCAGAAAGGAGGAAACAACGGUUCGCGUCUCACUACGUGAUCACGUUUGCUGGCUCGUUGAAAAGGCGCGCCAUCUGCCACCCAUGACAAGACAGACGUGCCGUGUGCAGCUGGUGUCAUGGUUCGCCUGGUUUUUGGUUCUGCACUACACCAGCGCACUCACUUCUCUCGUUUACGAGAAGACCGAUACUCCGGAAGAAGACUCGUCAACACUGCCAUCAAAAUCUGGAGAUGCCAUGUCUCGCGUCGCACUACUCUUCCACUCUGCCGCUUUGGUCACUCUCGUGGUUGUCUCCAUGGUAUGGCGGCGAUCCGUAAAUAGAAGUGCCUUCACUGGAAGACAGCCCGACACUGAGACUGACGAUGAGACCACCCUCCAUCACCACAGCAUCAAACUAGCCCACACGCGCAACAAGCUUAUGCGAUGGGUCUGGAGGCCGAGUUUGGCAGCACUUGCGGCCUCAUUGACUGGAAUUUGCCUACUUAUCUUAAUGGCCACUAGUCCGUUUUCGCCUACCAUCGCAACCACGGUAUCACUCCUGCUCGGCGGCAAUGGUAUACUUUUCGCAUUAUCGAAUUGGGUGCCGUACGCGCUGAUUGCGUGUGAAGCUUCGGCACAAGCCCAGUCGCAGCUUCUGACCAUAGCGGGAGACGAUAUUGCCACUAGUGAGACUGGUAUCAUGUCGCUGCAAGCGGAUGCCGACGAAGUCGAGUCUGAUCAUGGCAAUUUUCAAGACGAUACACCUCUGCUCCUGGCAUUCCAUAACAUGGCGAUUACCGUGCCGCAAAUCGUAGCGAAUGAGCUGAUAUGA
Molecule: messenger RNA, 1554 nt
Organism: Diaporthe amygdali
Lineage: Eukaryota; Fungi; Ascomycota; Sordariomycetes; Diaporthales; Diaporthaceae
Product: MFS general substrate transporter
Exons: 6
Coding region: 1-1554 (517 amino acids)
Cellular component (GO): membrane
Molecular function (GO): sucrose:proton symporter activity
Source: RefSeq, a predicted model, not a curated record